Messenger RNA from Mycena indigotica, 936 nucleotides. RefSeq lists its product as uncharacterized. The record is from RefSeq and is a predicted model, not a curated record. Bases 1 to 936 code for a protein of 311 amino acids. The transcript is spliced from 9 exons. NCBI's taxonomy places the organism in Eukaryota, Fungi, Basidiomycota, Agaricomycetes, Agaricales, Mycenaceae.
AUGGGUCCCACUAUUCCUCGCCCCUUCACUAGCACACAUCCUUCAAGCUCUGCCAUCAGCCCAAAAACCAGCCCCCACCCCAACACCAUCUAUCCCCCAGAUGGCCGUCCAAUGGGGCCGAUCCCUGGUCCUGGUCCCCAGGCCUCACCGAACUUUGUGCCACCUCAGAAGUAUCACCGUGAGCGUGAUUUACAUGUCAGAAAUGCCGAUGCCGAAACGAGGAGCUCCGUGUCUGUCCCUCCUCCACCGUAUCCCGGGCCAUACCUUGAUUCCGCCGGUACGACAGCUAGCAAUUUUGGUUACCAAGCCUCCAAUCAGGGGUAUGCUACUGGCGCUUACCCGCCCCAUGAUCCGCAUCCGACUUCUCGAUCACGGGCUCGCGAAGCUUACGCUAACACCUCCGAAUCUAGCACAGGAUAUGACCCUAACGCAAGACACAGUGUCAUGUCGAACUCCAGCUAUUAUACUGCUGUUCCAGGCAGCCAGGAGAAUUCCGGUUAUCAAAAUUUCAAUCAGGGGUAUGGCGUUCACCCGACCCAUGAUCCGUCUCGAUCACGAGCUCGCGAAUCUUACGCCAAUGCCUCCCAAUCUGGCGCAGGAUAUGUAGACCCUAACGCGUACACAAGACAUAGUUUCAUGUCGAACUCCAGCUAUCAUACGACGCAGACUACAGGAAGUCAGGAGAAUUAUGGUUACCAAGCUUACAAUCAGGGGCAUACAACUGGCACUUACAAUCCGUCUGGGCCGUCCCAUCAUCCCCAACCGACUUCUCGACCGCGGGCUCACGAAACCUACGCUCAUGCCUCCGGCUCUGGCACAGGAUAUGACCCUAACGCAAGACACAGUGUCAUGUCCAACUCCAGCUAUUAUACAACCCGGACGACUGCUGUUCCAGGAAGCCAGGAGAGUUUGCGUAUGAUUCCAUCUGAAGAAUGA